Molecule: messenger RNA, 1936 nt
Organism: Lingula anatina
Lineage: Eukaryota; Metazoa; Brachiopoda; Lingulata; Lingulida; Lingulidae
Source: RefSeq, a predicted model, not a curated record
CGAUAAACUAUUUACACAUACUGCAUAUGUAUGACAAAAGUACCGAGCGCGUUCCUUGGGUCCACCAUCUUGGAAUAAGACGAGUCACCUGUGCGUAGAGGGGGACACGCAAAACUUUGGACCCUUUUCUCCAGCGAUUGUUAUCGAAAUCGGUCGGAUCGUAUAACCGGUAGAGGUUUUGCGACGGUCAUUUUUUGUCUUCCUUAAAGAAGCGAUUUUAAGGGUUUGCGACAUUGCUAAGGUGACAAUCACACACCUGGAAAGUGAUACAGCAUGACCUAUUUAAGGAGUCUGGUUACGGUUGCCAUUUUAGCAACAUUAUACAAAGUCACCUAUGCAGUGGAUUGCUACGAGUGCAACGUCUACCAAGGCGGUAAUGGCUACCAGUGCCCCGAAGACUUCAGGGAGAGGGCAAUUAUCCAACGUCGCCAGGGAGGCGCCGUAGAAGACAUCACCGAGGACACCCCAAUCGAUCGCUGGCUGGGCGAGGUUCCCAUCAAGAGAGGGUGCGAGGCGUGCAUGAAGUUCUACACCAAGGUGGAACAAAAUCAUAGGAAAUACGAAUUCACAACUGCUACUGUCGUCUCCCGUGUCUGUGCCGGCAAGGAAAUCCAUCUGACCAAAUACGAUCUUAACAGCUGUAAGAAAAUGGAUGCCAUUGGAGGUGUUAGCGUUAGAUGUUUCUGCCAGACCGAUAAAUGCAACGGUGCCACUAAACUCGGAAUCACGUUCUCUUUAGUUUUGUCCUUAUCUUUGUUUGUUUUUAAGAGGUUGUUCUUAUAACACAGUUUUGUUAAUUGUUUUCUUGUAACUGUGUAAUAGGCACUUCUAGUAGUUCUCUAACAUAAACAACAUUUUGCAUUGUGCGCUAUGCCAAAAGAGACAUUGUAUUGUCGUGGAAAAUUGUAUACGUUAUGUGACGUCUGAUAUUAACUGUAGCAAAUUAUACUUCGAUAAAAAAGUUUUAAGAAAGGUAAACCGAAAUAGCGUUUGAAAGCUGAAUUUAUGAUUUUUCAUAUUGUUCUCACGGUCACACUUGUAAUUCUUCGAGCAGACUGUUAAGCGUUUUUGUAUCUGCUAUACAUGUUUAUUUCUCCUAAGUGAUUAUUGUGAUUUAUGAAACUACUUUAUUAUUUUUUUUAUUUUAAAGAGAAAAAAUGAAUGAUGUGGUCUUAUUUAGCGUAGAUUUAGUGUGAGAAUACCAUGAUACAGUGGACGUUUUUUAAACUUCCAAGCCGCAACAGAAGCCAAUAUCUUCGAUUGUAAAUAAUCUAUGGUUAUAUGGUUGUUAAACUGUUUGCAUGUACUUCAAAUUGUAGAGGCACUAUGCAAAUACGUAUAUAGAUUUAUUAGAUAUAUUGUAGACAACGUACGUGUCGUAUUAUUGCACCCGUCGUUGAACUUAGUCCCAGUAAACAUUAUUAAUCGCUCGCGAACGUGUAGCAUCACCCAUCAAUAUAUGAAUGAAGAUACUCAAUACAGCAAUAACAUAGGACGUCUCUUUAUGAGAUCACAUUUUAAUAAAUGUAGGCAUUAAUGAGAUUUUCAUUUGGUGCGCCCUUAAAACAACUAGCACAUUUCCAUCAGUGGCGCCAGUCGUUCUUGUAGAAUUCCUUACAACUUUGUUUGAGCCAUUUUCAUAAGUUAUAAGUGGGGAGGUGCGUCACUUUUUGCAGUUGGAAAAUAUAUAAUUCCAAUCAUUCCAAACAAUUUCCAUCUUCAGUAGUGGGUCUUUUUUCCGUAUUCGUAUCACCCGAUGUCUAGAUAUGUUGACGCCAAGUUGCAUUUAAGUCGGUUUAUACUGCCAUUGGUUGUAUGUAAUUGUCCUGCUUAAAAGACGUCAAAUUUCAUGUAUAAUUAGAAAAUCUUUUUGACAUUCAUUGUGGAUAUUGAAUUACUGACUUUGUACACGACUUAAAUAAAGAUUGUAAAUACA